UAUACAUACAUAUACACACACUAUGUCUAAAGCUGUCGGUAUCGAUUUAGGUACUACGUACUCCUGUGUCGCCCACUUCUCGAAUGACAGAGUGGACAUCAUUGCCAAUGACCAAGGUAACAGAACCACUCCUUCGUACGUGGCAUUCACGGACACGGAAAGAUUGAUUGGUGACGCCGCAAAGAACCAGGCUGCCAUGAACCCACACAACACGGUUUUCGACGCCAAGAGAUUGAUUGGUAGAAAGUUCGAGGACUCGGAGGUGCAAACAGACAUGAAGCACUUCCCUUUCAAGAUCGUCGACCAAGGCGGUAAGCCUAAGAUCCAGGUCGAGUACAAGGGCGAGACGAAGAUCUUCACUCCAGAAGAAAUUUCGUCCAUGAUCUUGACCAAGAUGAGAGAGACCGCAGAAGCAUACUUGGGCUGCAAGGUGAACGACGCCGUUGUCACCGUUCCAGCAUACUUCAACGACUCGCAGAGACAGGCCACCAAGGACGCCGGUUCCAUUGCAGGCUUGAACGUCUUGAGAAUCAUCAACGAACCAACCGCCGCUGCCAUCGCAUACGGUUUGGACAAGAAGACCGAGGGCGAGAAGAACGUCCUCAUCUUCGACUUGGGUGGUGGUACCUUCGAUGUGUCCCUUCUUUCCAUCGAAGAAGGUAUCUUCGAGGUCAAGGCCACUGCUGGUGACACCCACUUGGGUGGUGAGGAUUUCGACAACAGAUUGGUCAACCACUUUGCCACCGACUUCAAGAGAAAGAACAAGAAGGACCUGACCGGUAACCCAAGAGCCAUGAGAAGAUUGAGAACCGCGUGUGAAAGAGCAAAGAGAACCUUGUCCUCUUCUGCCCAAACCACCAUCGAAAUCGACUCCUUGUUUGAAGGUAUUGACUACUACACCUCUGUCACCAGAGCCAGAUUCGAAGAAUUGUGCCAAGACUUGUUCAGAUCCACCUUAGACCCUGUUGAAAAGGUUUUGAAGGACGCCAAGUUGGACAAAUCCUCUGUCGAUGAAAUCGUCCUUGUUGGUGGUUCCACCAGAAUUCCAAAAGUCCAGAAGUUGGUUUCCGACUACUUCAACGGUAAGGAGCCAAACAAGUCCAUCAACCCAGAUGAGGCUGUUGCCUACGGUGCUGCUGUCCAGGCCGCCAUCUUGACCGGUGACCAAUCCUCCAAGACCCAAGACUUGUUGUUGUUGGAUGUUACUCCAUUGUCCCUUGGUAUUGAGACCGCUGGUGGUGUCAUGACCAAGUUAAUUCCAAGAAACUCCACCAUCCCAUGUAAGAAGUCUGAGACCUUCUCCACUUACGCCGACAACCAACCGGGUGUCUUGAUCCAAGUCUUUGAAGGUGAAAGAGCAAGAACAAAGGACAACAACUUGUUGGGUAAGUUUGAAUUAUCCGGCAUUCCUCCAGCACCAAGAGGUGUUCCACAAAUUGAAGUCACCUUCGACAUCGAUGCCAAUGGUAUCCUGAACGUUUCCGCCCUCGAGAAGGGUACUGGUAAGACUCAAAAGAUUACCAUCACCAACGACAAGGGUAGAUUAUCUCAAGAAGAUAUCGAAAGAAUGGUUUCUGAAGCCGAGAAGUUCAAGGAGGAGGAUGAAAAGGAGGCCACCAGAAUUGCAUCCAAGAACCAAUUGGAAUCCUACUCUUACUCCGUCAAGAACACCUCUUCCGAAAAGGCCUUUGAAGAAAAGGUCUCUGCCGAAGAAAAGGAACAAAUCACCAAGGCUUGUGACGAGACCAUUGCUUGGUUAGACGAAAACCAAACUGCUUCCAAGGAAGAAUUCGACGACAAGCAAAAGGAACUUGAGCAAGUUGUCAACCCAAUCAUGACCAAGUUCUACCAAGCCGGUGGUGCCCCAGGUGCUGCCCCAGGUGGUGCUGCUCCAGGUGGUUUCCCAGGUGCAGGUCCAGCUGCUGAAGAGCCAGCUGGUCCAACUGUCGAAGAAGUCGAUUAAUCGUGAUGAUACAUAUUAUUCAUUUUCUUGCCUGUAACUAAUAGAACGAAAAUAUUAUUCCCUGGCUUCAUUUUGUAUAGUAUCUUUUCAUAUUCCA
Messenger RNA from Pichia membranifaciens NRRL Y-2026, 2060 nucleotides. RefSeq lists its product as hypothetical. The coding region runs from base 23 to 1963 and encodes 646 amino acids. The record is from RefSeq and is a predicted model, not a curated record. Lineage: Eukaryota; Fungi; Ascomycota; Pichiomycetes; Pichiales; Pichiaceae. The transcript has a single exon. Gene Ontology annotation, biological process: cellular response to unfolded protein; vesicle-mediated transport; protein refolding. Gene Ontology annotation, molecular function: misfolded protein binding; heat shock protein binding; ATP-dependent protein folding chaperone. Gene Ontology annotation, cellular component: cytoplasm; cytosol; plasma membrane.